CUAGAGAGGCCGAGCCGAGGGGUUCUAAAGUCCUCGUCAUCAUUCGUCCACAAUCGCUCUUGGAGUUCCACCACCGUCUCGCUGUAGACCUGCCGUUUCCCCCGUCGGCGAGAGAGAGUUGAUCAGCGGACUGAAUCGCCGGUUCGAUACCGCAUCUGAAGGUUCAGAGAAAAGAGAAACGGAGGCCGUCGAACUCCCUUGUAUUGUUUCGCAGCAAUUUUCCUUUCCAGUGUAUCUAUUUGGAUACCUUCCCAAUCGCAUCUUCUGGUUGGCUGACAAUUCGGCAGUGAUAAACUCUAGAUUUCUCUGAGGGAAGAAUGGAGGAGCAAUUCAUUCUCAGAGUUCCGCCUUCUGUUGCCGAGCGCUUAGAAUCCCUUCUGAACGGAAGUGCAGCUUCUCCCGAAGAGCAAGCACUGGAUUUGUCUUUCUCUGAGAAUGGACGGAGUGGCACAUUUAGCAUUGGCAAUGAGCAAUUCCCUGCAUCUCUCUUGGAUCUCCCUUGUGUGACGGAGUCCUAUAAGACGUAUGAUGAUCGAGCUCUGGUUAAAACCGCAGACAUCGGCCAGAUGAUUAUGGUUAGAGGACCGAAUGAAUCAGCUCCAGAUACAAUUGAGUACAGACAUGGUCUCACUCCUCCUAUGAGGGAUGCUCGGAAAAGAAGAUUCAGAAGAGAGCCUGACCUCAAUCCUGAGCUUGUGCAACGCGUUGAGAGAGACCUAUUGAACAUCAUGGCUGGUGGAACAGUAGAAAAUGGUGAUAUCCAAGUGAACGAGCAAGAAGAUGGGAACCAGAAUGUAUCUAGUGCCAAUAAGAAACCUGCACCAAAGCCCGUGACAAAGCCUGAGGCUCCACCAACAACAGCUAAUGCUGAGGAGCCAGAAAGAAGUGAUUCUGAUGAUACUGAGGACUCAGCGUGAUGAGAAUGCGUGCCUUCUCAUCUUACCGAACUCGGCUUUCGAGGAGAGGCUUCUUUCAAAUGUAGGAAGAACUGAGGAGAGGAAGAAAGCUACAGAAAUGUAGGCAAGGAUGGGGAACAACUGAGUUUGGCUGGAAUCUAUUGAUAGUGGUGAUGUUUAGAGGAUGUUGAGCUGAUCCUUUCCGUUUUACAUUUUAUUUGUGGACGGGAAUCAAGAUAAGUGAGCUACAGUUCCUUCUAAGGUGUGGCUAUGUAAGAUGAAAGUCAUGAAAGUGUACCCGUCUAUGGAUGCCACAGCUGAUAGUUUAUACUGAGUUGAGAAUUCCAGUCUCCAUAGCAUAGCUUCGCCAAAGAUUAAUGCUAAUUCUUUUUUGUAAAUCAUUUUUCAAUC
Linum tenue is the source of this 1307-nucleotide messenger RNA. The record is from the annotation of a GenBank genome assembly. Lineage: Eukaryota; Viridiplantae; Streptophyta; Magnoliopsida; Malpighiales; Linaceae.